AGGCAUCUUGUAUCAAAUCUUGCAUAAGAAACGACGAAAGUUUUGAACGUUUAUGUGGGCACAUGGACUUCGUUCUAUAACCAGGUGGUGCGUGUGAAGAAUACGGGCUUUGUUUUCAGUGGAAAAGCGGAUUUAUCUUAUAAAACUUGAAAGAUGCAUUCCGUAGGCGUCGUGAUACAGUUGUUAGGAAUGUUAUACUCAUCGCAAAGUCAGGAGGAAGACCCAUUGUUUUCAUCCUCCCCUUACACGUCCUCAGGGGCACCCAGUGUGUGCUCCACCCUACAGUACAGAACACUGGCCCCCUCACUACAAAACGAACAUCAAUGUAACCUAUUAGAGAGGUUAAAUGAGGAGUUUGGGGCCUCUAAAACCCAACACGACACUCUCCUAAACGAGGUCAUAACAAAACUGGAAGUGUUGAGCAACAAGGUCGAACAACAAACGCGCCGGCAGAUUGAGUCCCUAGAAGUGGAAAAAUAUCAAAAGAUGGCACCAAGCUUCCCCAACAUACCAUUAGUUCGAGAUUGCAACGAGUUGAAAAUGAACGGGUUCAAUGCUUCUGGGGUGUACCCUAUCAGAUUCUCCAACGGAAAGAUCCUGAACAUAUGGUGUGACAUGGAAACCGACCGAGGAGGGUGGACGGUCAUUCAGCGACGCCAGGACGGAAGUGUGAAUUUCACCCGGAACUGGGAUGCCUAUGCAUUCGGGUUCGGAAAUCCAAAUACGGAGUAUUGGUUAGGAAACGAAUAUAUUCACUUGAUGACACGCGCUAACAAUUUUACCUUGCGAAUUGACCUCUGGGAUUGGGAAGGGGAUGAGGCAUACGCGACGUAUGACCAUUUUGCGUUAUCCAAUGAGGCGGACGGUUACAGACUGAUCGUUUCCGGUUAUUCUGGGACGUCCGGUGAUUCUUUCUUAAGCUACCACCAGAACAUGAAAUUCAGUACAUAUGAUAAAGACUACGAUAUGUGGUUCUCGUCUUGCGCGAGAAAGGACGAGUCUGGAUGGUGGUACCGGGACUGUGGCUACAGUGCGCUUAAUGGCCGAUAUGUACAGGAUGGGACUAUACCCAUCACUCAAGACGGACUGGUGAAAGGAAUCAUUUGGUAUCACUGGAAAAGACGGUAUAGCUAUUCAUUAAAACGGGUAGAAAUGAAGAUUAAGCCCUCACUUGCCAUCAAAGUGGAAAUUGAACAGCUUGCAGCAUUGGAGGCAAUUCCGCCGACUCUUCCAAGCAACACAACAAACGAGCCGGAUUCUAAUUGAUUCUCUCUAUGGAAACCUCGUGACGGUUAAAUGAAAAUAGUGUUUGUGUUUUAUUUGUUAAAAAUGCAAACUAAUAGAGUUUUAUUCCUUGGUCCAUGACGCUUUUGUAUCGAUGGCAUGAAAAUCAGAAUAGGUGUUGUAGAUUUUCUACUGGUUUUAAUUUUAAAAUGUGUACAGUACCUUGACG
Messenger RNA from Magallana angulata, 1453 nucleotides. RefSeq names its product microfibril-associated glycoprotein 4-like. The transcript is spliced from 4 exons. Lineage: Eukaryota; Metazoa; Mollusca; Bivalvia; Ostreida; Ostreidae. Bases 154 to 1266 code for a protein of 370 amino acids. The record is from RefSeq and is a predicted model, not a curated record.